Molecule: messenger RNA, 426 nt
Organism: Laccaria bicolor S238N-H82
Lineage: Eukaryota; Fungi; Basidiomycota; Agaricomycetes; Agaricales; Hydnangiaceae
Exons: 2
Coding region: 1-426 (141 amino acids)
Source: RefSeq, a predicted model, not a curated record
AUGAUGUCUGGUGUCCGUUCUUCGUCCACAACACCGACGACGACGACCACAGCCAUGUCCGGCCACCUUGUCCACCCUAACGCUGAGCUCCUUCAGUCGGCCACCAAAGGCUUCAACUUACUCUUCUCAAACAACCUCGUCGGUGCACGUCAGGACUUUGCAGCAAAUGAGGACCCAUUUCACAUCCUCGGCCAGGGCGUAUGCGCGUUUCUUGAGGCGGCUUUGGGUAUGGAGUCGGGCCUAAUGGCAGAAGCAUCUCGCAUGCUGGCCUUGUCUGAAGCUGGCACGCGGAAGCAGAUGAAGGCACCGAAGAAAAAGUACAACACACGGUUCCCUCAGGGCUUGGAGUGGGAGAUUCUUAAUGCGGAUGUGGUUGUGUUGUUGGGGAUGACUCAUGCUUUGAGGUGCGUGAAUGGAACUCGCUAG